This is a messenger RNA of Capsicum annuum, 1226 nucleotides long. RefSeq lists its product as uncharacterized. Lineage: Eukaryota; Viridiplantae; Streptophyta; Magnoliopsida; Solanales; Solanaceae. The coding region runs from base 446 to 871 and encodes 141 amino acids. The record is from RefSeq and is a predicted model, not a curated record. The transcript is spliced from 2 exons.
ACUUUUAUUGUGUUACACAAACUCUCCCCAUCAUUAUAAUAACAACUUAUGUUUCGUCUGUUUCCAUUUUUAAUUAAAAAAUUACCAUAAUCUCUAUCCAUUACGUAACUUAUCAUUUCAUAUAAAUUAAAUCAUAUUCCUAUUGUACAUGUAAAAUCAAACUCCCACAAUCUCCUCCUCUGAUCUGUUCACACAUACCAAAUUCGUGUUCGCUUGACCAUAAUUUUUAGGUGUGAAUUUCCAUAUUCAGAAUCAAAAGCAGAUAAAUUCAUCGACACAGAGCCAAACAAGGCUCUAUGAAAUGUAUGUUGUAUUAAAGCUGUUGAUCAUUGAGGUUACUAUUGUUGAAUCAGAACACCAGUGGGAAAAAGAAAGAUAAUUCGGAAAAUCUCUUGAUUUUCCGAAUAAAUAAGAAAUCAGUAGUUUCAGGCAAGUAAAUUGAGCAAUGGCAGAGACAAAUGAAGCAAAGUCUACCGCGGGGACAGUGAAGGCGAAAAUGAAUGAAGUGGAGUUGGUGAAAUGCGAGUGCUGUGGAUUGACAGAGGAGUGCACGGUGGCGUAUAUAGGGAGAGUUAAGGAGAGGAACGAAGGAAGGUGGGUAUGCGGACUGUGUGGCGAGGCAGUGAAGGAUGAGAUCAUGAGGGCAUCCGCGGAGAGGCGGAUUGGGAGAGAGGAAGCUCUGAAUAGGCACAUGAGUUUUUGCAAGAAGUUUAGAGCUCUGAAGCCACCGUUGCAUCCCACAGAGGAGUUGAUCUCCGCGGUGAAGCAGUUGAUGUUAAGGAGCUUGGAUUCACCGAGAGUAAGUCCGGUGAGAAGGACAAGGGGAGGUCUGGUUCGAUCUCAGAGUUGUUUUUCAGCAAUUGAUAGUUGAUCAGGAGCAGCCGUGGUAAUUUCAGAUCCAAUAAAGUAUAUUUAAAUUGUUACAGUUAAAAAGACUCGUAGUCCAAAGGUCACAACUCAAACCGCGGCUUGCAGGAUUUGGAGUACGUGAAAUGAAUGAGUUUUGCAUUGGUGGGUGAUUUUGAGAGGGACAUUAUUAAGUGAAUCAGUAACUAGAUGAUUAUUUCUGAUGUUAUUAGCAUUAGACUAGAAUAAAUUUGGUUGCUUAAGGUGGUAUAAUCAGCCUGAACUAUUGUUCAAUUUUGAAGGAUAGCUCUGCUGUUAGACAGUUUUUAGUUUUCUUGUUUUAGGGUAAUAUAUCAUUUAAUUUGAUCUUCGUUUGGUUA